Messenger RNA from Closterium sp. NIES-67, 2415 nucleotides. NCBI's taxonomy places the organism in Eukaryota, Viridiplantae, Streptophyta, Zygnematophyceae, Desmidiales, Closteriaceae. The record is from the annotation of a GenBank genome assembly.
UUUUGCAUGCAGGACUCAUCCGGCCAUCCACUUCGCCGUACGGUGCCCCAGUACUCUUCACACCGAACCGGACGGAAGCCUGCGAUGUGCAUCGACUACCGAGCUCUUAACAAGCAGACCAUCAAGAACAAGUAUCCGAUACCACGAAUCGAUGACCUGCUUGACCAGCUUCGGGGAGCUACGGUAUUUUCCAAACUGGAUCUGCGGUCCGGAUACUGGCAGAUACGGAUGGCGGACAACUCUAUCCACAAAACUGCUUUCCGAACUCGGUACGGAUCGUACGAGUAUUUGGUAAUGCCGUUCGGACUCACUAACGCACCGGCAACGUUCCAAGCCGAAAUGAACCACAUUCUACGACCACUUCUGGACGAAUGCGUGGUGGUGUACCUGGACGACAUACUCAUCUACUCGCGCGACAUGAAGCAGCACGUCGAACACCGCGACGCGUCUUCGAAAUUCUUCGACGGAACGAUUCUACGUCAAACUAUCCAAGAGCGAAUUCGCCCUGGAGAAGGUCCAAUUUCUAGGCCACAUGGUGAGCGCUCAAGGAGUUCACGUCGACCCAAGAAAAUCGAAGCGUACGUACGCCGUGGGUGCAGUCUUGAGCAAGACCAAGGGAAUGGACUGCAACCCAUUGCCUACCUCAGCAAGAAACUGCACGGGGCAGAACUCAACUACCCGAUACACGACAAAGAGGCUCUUGCUAUCAUCAUCGCCUUCAAAGCGUGGAGAUGCUAUCUCGAAGGACGAAGAACAACCGUCUACACCGACCACUGCAGCCUGAAAUAUUUGAAGACACAACCCAACCUUUCCAGGCGGCAGGUCCGGUGGAUCGACUUCCUCGAGACACACUUCCACUACGACAUCGUGUACAAGCCCGGCCACAAGAACAAAGCAGACGCGCUCAGCCGGCCUGCACACGUUGCCGCGAUUCAGGUCGAAGGGAUGAAUCCACUACUCAAGGGACUCUUCACACACGGGUACGCCAUCGACCCCGAAAUUUCCUUGGCAGAAAAGCGACAUCUGCUACAGUGGGACAGUGACAUCGCGUACCGGAAGGGAUCAACAAAAAUCUGGGUACCCAAUUACCCUCCUUUGCGCCAGUUACUACUCGAAGAAUACCACGAAGUCCUCUACGCCGGACACUUCGGUAGCAACAAGACGCUGACCGGUAUUGCAAAGCACUACUACUGGCCCCACUUAGCAGAAGAUGUCCAGAAAUUGGUCACCUCGUGUGAUACAUGUCAGCGGAUGAAGAGCAGCAAGCAGAAAAAGGCGGGACUACUGCAGCCUCUUCCUGUCCCAGAACAACCAUGGCAAGUGGUUAGCCUAGACUUCAUCACCGGGUUACCACCUACCUCCAGCGGUCAUGACGCCAUCCUUGUCGUCAUUGACAAGUUCUCCAAAAUGGGACACUUCAUCCCGACACACACGACGGCACGCACCGAGGAGACAGCACAGCUCUUCGUUCGUCACAUCAUCUCACAACAUGGCAUCCCAACUACACUCAUCUCCGACCGAGACCCCAAGUUCACUAGCAAGUUCUGGAAGGAACUUAUGUCUCUGCUCGGCACCAAACUCGCCAUGUCAUCCGCAUACCAUCCGCAGACAGACGGACAGACCGAGCGCCUCAACCAAAUUGUUGAGCAACUCCUCCGAGCAGCCUGCAAGGACGACAUCUCCAAAUGGGACUUGCACCUACCCGUCCUGGAGUUUGCCUACAACAACGCUACACACGCCGCUACGGGACAGACGCCGUUCUUCCUCUGCUACGGACGCCACCCACUCACACCACAGAAACCGACAACACCAGCAACAGUCCAACCUGCACACGACUUCAUCACAACCAUGCAUCAGCUUUGGGAUCGGACCCAUAAGCGCCUCCUUGACAUUCAACAGCAACAGAAGCGCCAGGCCGAUCGCCAUCGCAACGACCACACCAUUUCCGUGGGAGACCAGGUUCUCCUUGACACCCGCAACCUGGACAUCAGCCAUCUCCCAUCUAAACUUCGACCUCGCUUCUGCGGGCCUUUUCUCGUUGAAGCACAGGUCACUCCUGUUACCUUCCGCUUACGCCUACCAGCUACCUGGAAGAUUCACAACGCCUUCCAUGUCCAACUUCUGAAGCCCUAUCGAGAUCCUAAUACGAUCUUCGUCGGACGCCAACCGCCGCCGCCGCCACCCGUCCUCGUCCAAAAUGAACCCGAGUACGAGGUCGAGUCCGUGCUUGCACACCGCCGUCGUCGGAAUGGCACCGUGGAGCUUCUUAUUCGUUGGAAGGGCUAUGAUCCUUCUGAGGACAGCUGGGUCUCUGAGACCGACAUGGGUAACGCCCGUCGUCCUCUGCAUGACUACCUUGUCAAGCAGGGUGUUACUUCUACCACCCAGCUUUGAGGGGGGAAGUGUGAGAGUACG